This is a messenger RNA of Thalassophryne amazonica, 3848 nucleotides long. It is a transcript of the gene ipo4, whose product is annotated as importin 4. Gene Ontology annotation, biological process: protein import into nucleus. The record is from RefSeq and is a predicted model, not a curated record. NCBI's taxonomy places the organism in Eukaryota, Metazoa, Chordata, Actinopteri, Batrachoidiformes, Batrachoididae. Gene Ontology annotation, cellular component: nucleus; cytoplasm. Gene Ontology annotation, molecular function: small GTPase binding; nuclear import signal receptor activity.
CGGGAGCUCGUGGACUCCUUUAACUCCGCUCACAUGGGUGUCUGCUGUUAGCUUAACCGGCUGCACAACUUUCUGCCACGUUAACGUUCAACUUUUGAUCCAGUUUUCACGACUUGUCAACGGUGUAGCGAGAAAACCUUUCACAGAGCCUUUGUUUAUUUAUGCCCUACACGUGUUAGCAUAGCUGUCAUAUUUAGCCGUUGCGUUUGUGUCGAGUUAAAAAAAAACAAACAAAAAAACGCUAUUUCUUGAGACUAAAGAUGACAGAGGAACUUGAACAAAUUCUUUCUCGGCUGAUACAGCCUGACAAUGCGGUUAUUCAGCAGGCCACUGUGCAGCUGAAACAGGCUUUUAAAGAUCCUGCCAUUAUUCCAGCUCUGUGUGCUGUCAUGAGCAGCUCACAGAACCCACAGAUUCGCCAGACAGCCGCAGUGAUGCUCAGAUUGAGAGUGAAGAAACACUGGAAGAAGAUUACUUCUGAAGACAGAGAGAGUCUAAAGGCAGUGGUGCUGCAGGCCUUCAUGCAAGAAACGGAACACACAGUGCAGCAUUCAAUCUCCCAACUUACUGCAGUGAUGGUCAGACAUGAGACACCAGACCACUGGCCAGCACUGCUGCAGCUCCUCAAUGAAUCCACCAAGAGCAGCAAUCCUCACGAUAGACAGGUUGGCCUCCUGCUGCUGAACAAGGUAGUGGAGUCCAACCCUGAAGCAUUCCAGCCGUACUACUCCCAGCUGCUGCAGCUGUUUGGUGCUGUGCUGCAAGACCACAACAACCCAGCAGCAUUGUACUACUGUAUCCUCACCCUGACGGCCAUAACCGCCUACACCGGCUCAGAGGAGAUGAAUCAGAUGCGUUCUCUCAUCUCAAGUCUCAUUGUUGCUCUGAAACACCUCAUUAAGGCCAGUCAGGACCAAGCCACUGAGGCUAUGGAGGUUUUUAAUGAACUGAUGGAGAGUGAAGUGUCUAUAAUAGUUCCUUAUGUUGCUGAGAUUGUCCAUUUCUUCUUGGAGGUUGGCACUGAUACCACAUUGAGUGACUCUCUGCGAGUGAAAGCUCUCUCCUGCAUCGUCUUCCUCAUCAAGCUGAAAAGCAAGGUGGUGCUGAAGCAGAAGUUGUUGAACCCCAUCCUACAGGCCAUUUUUCCUGUUUUGAUUGCAACACCACCGCCUGGUCAGCAGGACCCAGAGGACGAGGACGAGGAUAGUGGCAAUGGCACAGAUGACUGUAAUCCUAAACAGUGGUCUGCUAAGAUUAUUGACGUUAUGGCACUCUAUAUGCCUCCAGAGAAACUGUUUCAACAGCUGAUGCCCCUCACUCAGGCAUGCUGACCAGUGAAAACCCCUAUGAGAAGAAGGGAGGGCUCAUGUGUCCUGGCUGUAUUGGCUGAAGGAUGUGCUGAUCACAUGCGCACCAAGAUGCUGUCCUCAGUGUUGCGGACUGUGUGCGAGAGUCUUGGUGACAGUAGUCAGGUGGUGCGCAGUUCUGGACUCUUUGCACUUGGCAAUUUAAACUGUUUUACUGAUUCUUUGUUCUUCUCUCUCCAGCCAGAUGUGAGUAAAUUCUGUGAUGAGUUGAUGCCUUUGCUUCUACGCUACCUGACGUCCAUAAACGAGACCAAAGUAGGCCACGUCACCAAAGCCUUUUAUGCCCUCGAGAACUUCAUGGAAAACUUGGGAGAAGAGAUAGAGCCAUACCUGCCGACACUGAUGGACACAAUGCUGUCUGCCCUCAAUAACACAGACAACCUCAGAAUUAAAGAGCUGGCUGUGUCUGCCAUAGGUGCCAUAGCAAAUGCUGCCAAGGACCUUCUGGUUCCGUACUUCUCUCCAGUUCUUGAAAGUCUGAAGGGCUUCCUAACAGCCACCGCAGAAGAAAUGAGAUCUUUGCAGACUCAGUGUUUGGAUACCCUGUCUGUGCUGGCCCGUACCAUCGGUAAAGAAGUCUUUAGUCCACUUGGUGCAGAAUGUGUCCAGCUGGGCCUUAACCUCACUAAUGCUAUUGAUGACCCUGAUCUGAGACGUUGCACGUACAGUCUGUAUUCUGCGGUUUCCACGGUCAGCCCGGACUGCCUCACGCCACACCUCAGUGACAUUACCACCGUCAUGCUGUUUGCUCUGAGGUCUAGUGAGGGCAUCGUGGAGCACCAAGAGGAGGACAAGAGUUUUGUCUUGCUUGAUGAUGAAAGUGAUGAUGAUGAUGAAGAAAAUGCAAAAGAUGAAGAUCUCUUUGAUAAACAGUCUGAGGAGGAUAUUGACCUUCAAAGGUUCAGUGUGGAAAACGCCUACAUUGAUGAGAAGGAGGAUGCCUGUGAAGCUCUGGGAGAGAUCGCCAUGAACACUGGUGCUGCCUUUCAACCGUUCUUGGAGUCAAGCUUCCAGCAUGUUUAUGAACUGAAAGAUUUUCCCCAUCAGGAUGUCCGCAGGGCAGCUUUUGAUGCCAUGGGUCAUUUUUGUGAAGCUCAGCACAGUGUGUGUAAAGAAAACCCCACUGAAGCCAACAAACAGGCCCUACAGAAAUUGCUGGAGGUUGUGUUGCCUUGCUUCCUGGAAACAGUGCGCGAGGAGCCCGAACGUCACGUUGUGAUGGGCGUCCUGGAGGCCAUUAACGGUGUCAUCAAAUCCUGCCAGGUGGAGGUUUUCAAGAACCCUGUAUGGCUUCAGGAGGUCAGCUAUGUCAUCCGUGAUGUACUUAAGAAAAAGACUGCUUGUCAGGACAGCAGUGAUGACACUGAUGAUGAUGACCAAGAGGCUGAGUAUGACGCCAUGCUGCAGGAGUUUGCUGGAGAAGGAAUCCCCCUGUUAGCGGCCGCUGUGCCUGCGGAUUCUUUUGCACCUUACCUCAAUGACCUGCUGCCUCUCAUCAUGAGCAAAGCUAAAUCCUCAUGCACUGUGGCAGACAGAUCCUUUGCUGUGGGAACAGUUGCUGAAAUCCUGAAAGGUCUUGGGGGCGUGUCCGGGGGCAGGGGAGUGGCUGGCCGGCUGUCUAGUCAACUGCUUCCUGUCCUGGUAGCUGGAGUCAAAGACAACGAUGCUGAAGUUCGCAACAACAGCGUAUUUGGUCUGGGAUGUCUGGCUGAGGCAGCAGGACCCAUCGUUGCAAUCGAUUAUCCGAUGAUGCUGUCCCUGUUUUCCAACCUACUGGCUAAAGAGAGGGAUCUCAAGGUGAUUGACAACCUGUGUGCUGCCCUCUGCAGGAUGAUAAUGAGUAACGUAGAUGCCGUUCCACUGGAGCAGGUGCUGCCUGCUCUAGUGGCUCAUCUUCCUCUAAAGGAUGAUUUGGAGGAGAACAAGACUGUGUUCAGCUGCCUGGUGAUGCUCUACACACACAAUCCUGAUAUGAUGGUGAAACUAAUGAAAUCCAUAGUUGCUGCUGCUAGUCAUGUUCUGGGAAACAAGACAGAAACCCGGAGCACUUUGGCCACACUGACACAAUUUGCCCAGAACCACUCAACAGAGUUUCAAGCUGCAGUGACGUCACUUCCUGCAGAGCAGCGGGAGAGGUUUGGCACAGCCGUUGCUGCCUCGUAGUCCAGACACGACAUCACAUGUUCUAUGUGACAGCUAAAACAGCUUUACACUGAAGAUGGAAAAAACAGGACAGUAAUCACUGACUUUUCUUCAUGAUGACCUGAACCCGGCAUGCUGUUACAUUUUAAUUCAGCUAUGUUCAUUAGGUUGAUUUUUUUUUUUUUUUUUUUUUUUUUUUUUGCUGCAUGCAGGCUAAAGUUUUGUAUUUCACUGCCUUCUGUCUGUUUCUGUUGUGCCUGUGGUUUGGACCAGUUUUGCCUUUGAUGUCACAGUGUUAAAGAAUUUAUUCUGCUGAUAAAUGUUCUAUUUAAUCUAGCA